This is a messenger RNA of Lepus europaeus (European hare), 816 nucleotides long. It is a transcript of the gene CALB2, whose product is annotated as calbindin 2. Gene Ontology annotation, biological process: regulation of long-term synaptic potentiation; regulation of presynaptic cytosolic calcium ion concentration. Bases 1 to 816 code for a protein of 271 amino acids. Lineage: Eukaryota; Metazoa; Chordata; Mammalia; Lagomorpha; Leporidae. Gene Ontology annotation, cellular component: synapse; nucleus; dendrite. The record is from RefSeq and is a predicted model, not a curated record. Gene Ontology annotation, molecular function: calcium ion binding. The transcript has 11 exons.
AUGGCUGGCCCGCAGCAGCAGCCCCCUUACCUGCACCUGGCUGAGCUGACGGCUUCCCAGUUCCUGGAAAUCUGGAAGCACUUUGACGCAGACGGAAAUGGCUAUAUUGAAGGUAAAGAGCUAGAGAACUUUUUCCAAGAGCUGGAGAAGGCAAGAAAAGGCUCUGGCAUGAUGUCCAAGAGCGACAGCUUCGGGGAGAAGAUGAAGGAGUUCAUGCACAAGUACGACAAGAACGCGGACGGCAAGAUCGAGAUGGCAGAGCUGGCGCAGAUCCUCCCGACUGAAGAGAACUUCCUCCUGUGCUUCAGGCAGCACGUGGGCUCCAGCGCCGAGUUUAUGGAGGCUUGGCGGAAAUACGACACGGACAGAAGUGGCUACAUCGAAGCCAACGAGCUCAAGGGAUUCCUGUCUGACCUGCUGAAGAAGGCCAACCGGCCGUACGAUGAAGCCAAGCUCCAGGAAUACACCCACACCAUACUCCGGAUGUUUGACUUGAACGGAGAUGGCAAACUGGGCCUGUCGGAGAUGUCCCGACUCUUGCCCGUACAGGAAAACUUCCUGCUUAAGUUCCAGGGCAUGAAGCUGACCUCGGAGGAGUUCAACGCGAUCUUCACCUUUUAUGACAAGGACGGCAGUGGCUACAUCGACGAGAAUGAGCUGGACGCCCUCCUGAAGGAUCUGUACGAGAAAAACAAGAAGGAGAUGAGCAUCCAGCAGCUCACCAACUACCGGAAGAGCGUCAUGUCCUUGGCCGAGGCGGGGAAGCUGUACCGCAAGGACCUGGAGAUUGUGCUCUGCAGCGAGCCACCCGUGUAA